AUGAGCGGGGUCGACAGCGCGCCCGACAAGCUCCCGCAGAUUGACAAGAAGGCGUACGAUGCGCAGAUCCACUUCCCCGGCGAGGGGUACAGCGGCAAGAACAAGGUCCCGACCGUCUCUGCCUUUCUCGCGCGUCAACAGGCCAUGACGGAGGACCACUCGGCCGAGGUCGACAAGCUUCGUGCGUCGCGGGCACAACAGUCUCAAGCCGAGCAGGCGAAGCGCGACCGCGAAGGCGGAAGUGCGGCGGACGUGAGUGACGGAGCCAAGACGGAUGCGGCGGCGCAGGGAAAGUCGGCGGGACAGCUCGAGAAGGAGGAGAUGAUGAAGAAGGCGAGGGCGAACCAUCAGCCCAAUGCCCAGGACUUUGAGGCCCAGGGCGAGCGCGAGGUGUUCGAUCCCGUCACGCACAAGAUGGUCGUCAUUCGCGAUGCCAAGCUUGAAGACUUCCAGAACCCCAAGCUCUUCGACCCUCAGAACCUCGACCCGUCAAACCUCGGCACAGGCGGGCCCUCGACGAACCCUCCCUCCAGCGGCGGGGCGUCAAUCAAGCACACGACCCCUCUGCCCGUCGAGCCGUCCAACAUCAACUUCUUCCCGUACCCUCCUCCCGUCGACCAAAACGGUCUCAAAGCCAUCACGCGCACGAUCAACUCGUAUGCGCUCGCGAUCCUCGGCGGACUAGGCGUGAUCUGGUUCUUCACGGCUUGGAGGGCGGGAUGGGCCGCGUUUCUCUUCCGCUCGCAGGUUAUCGGCGCAGUCGCGUUGUGCGUCUUCUUUGCGCAUGGCAUCGUCGUGAGGAAGAUCGAGAAGGAGCUCGAGCGCAUCCGCCUCGAGAUGCACAAGCAGCGCGGGAUGAAGUUUUCGCCCCCGACGCCCGAGUCGGUCGAGUGGCUCAACGCGUUUACCAAGGUCAUCUGGCCGCUCAUCAACCCGGAUAUGUUCACCUCGAUCGUCGACAUGAUUGAGGACACGCUCCAAGCCUCGUUGCCUGGCUUUGUCGACGCGGUCAAGAUCGAAGACAUGACUAUCGGCAAGAACGCCUUCCGGAUCCUCAACAUGCGUGCAUUGCCGGACCAACCCACCGACCCGGACUACCCGAAAGAAGAGUGGAUCGAUCAAGGUGACCGCGAGGCUGCGCUCGACCCGAACAGGCGCAUCAAGAAGGAGAAGAAGAAGGAGGAGGAGUCGGAUGAGGUUAUGAAGCAGGAGAAUCCCGAGGACGAGGACCAGACGGGCGACUACGUCAAUUACGAGAUCUCGUUCGCCUACUUCGCCCCGCCGGGCAAGGAAAAGCUUCACGGCGAGAACAUCUCGCUGAUCAUCAAGUUCUUCCUCGGCAUGCACGACCUCUUCCACCUCCCCGUGCCCAUCUGGAUUGCCGUUGAGUCGAUUGUCGGAACCAUCCGCCUCCGAUGCCAGAUGGUCGCCCAGGCGCCGUUCAUCCGCAACGUCACGUUCACGCUCAUGGGCGUUCCGGCUAUCGAGGCUUCUGCCAUCCCGCUCUCCCGCGCUCUGCCGAACGUCCUCGACCUCCCGCUCAUCAGUGGCUUCGUCAAGUCCGCCAUCGCCGCCGCGUCCUCCAUCUACGUCGCUCCCAAGUCGAUGACUAUGAACAUUGCGCAAAUGCUCGCCGGCGACGGAGUCAAGCGCGACACUUCGGCGUUGGGCGUCUUUCAGAUUACGAUUCAUCACGGCGCCGGUUUGUCUGCGCAAGACGACAACGGCUCGAGCGACCCGUACGUCGUCAUCGCCUACAGCAAGUUCGGAAAGCCUCUCUUCUCGACGCGCAUCAUCCGCGAGGACCUCAACCCAGUCUGGGAGCAGACUGCCUUCAUCCUCGUCUCGGCCGACGAAGUGCGCGCAGCCGAGAACCUCUCGAUCCAGCUCUGGGACUCGGACCGCGUCUCGGCAGACGACCUUGUCGGCCGCAUCCAAGUUCCCAUCACGGAGCUCAUGCUCAAGCCGAAUGAGAUGCAGCACCGUACUGAUAAGCUCAUGGGCUUCGAGGAUGCCGACGAGAUGUCCGGUACCUUGACCUGGUCGGUCGCCUACUACGAAAAGGCCAAGCUCAACCCGGACCUCAAGAAGGAACCCGGCAUCGACCACUCGCUUCCCAAGGAGCUCCAGGACCACCCGCAGCUCAAGAUCGAGGAGAACAAGCAGGACACGCCCGAAGAAGCCGACGUCGAGCGCACUCCGCCCGACCCUCAGUACCCGUCUGGCAUCCUCUCGGUCAUCAUCAACCAGAUCCACUCGCUCGAGAGGCAGAAUCUCACCGGUGCGUCCGGCAAGAACCGAGAAGGCCAGGCUGGACAGGACACGGACGAGGCGUCGGAGCAGAACGGCAACUUGCCGUCGUCGUACUGCGAGAUCGUGGUCAAUGACGACCUGUGCUACCGCACGAGGGUCAAGCAAUACACCCAAAUGCCCUUCUUUUCCGCCGGAACGGAGAUGUUCGUCCGCGACUACACCAAGACUUCGCUUCGGAUCGUUGUCCGCGAUGCCCGCCUCCGCGAGCAUGACCCGAUCCUCGGCAUCGUCGACCUGCCUCUCCAGAAGACUCUCGCACACUCUUCGCAGGUCACGCGCAUGUACUCGCUCCAGGGAGGAGUCGGAUGGGGCAAGGUCAGCGUCUCGAUCCUCUUCAAGGGCGUACAGAUGAGUCUUCCGAAGGAGCUCAGCGGCUGGGAGACGGGUACCGUCGAGAUCAAGGGCCCCAUCAAGGUCGAGGCGGUCGCCGGCGCCGACUUUGACUGGCGCGAGAAGAAGCUCGUCCUCUCGACGUCGGAAGCCAGCACGAAGAUCUCGGCUCGCGCGGCCAACUCCAACGGCGACGGCGCUCUCGAAUGGGACAUCGACCACGACAUCCGCCUUCCCGUAUACGACCGCUACUCGUCGGCACUGUAUCUCGACUAUGGCGGCUCCUCCGUCAAGGUUGGCCCGCUCGGCUCGAAGCGCGACGCCUUUGCUGCUCUUUGGCUCGCUGAGCUCAUCGACGACGAGCCGAAGGAAGUCCGCUUGCCGGUCAUCGUCGCCAAGUCGCCGGCGGUCCGCUUCAACUACAUCAACGACCAGUGCCAGAAGACGCACGACUACGAGAUCGUCGGUUACCUCACCACGACGGUCGUCCUCGACUCGGGACUCGACGCCGAUCACGAGAAGUACGCCACAACGCAGACGGCGAGGCACGAGUUUGAGCAGUACGACCGCGUCGAGGGACAAGCCGCGCAGGCCGAGACCAAUGCUCACGCCAACGAUGACGGCGUUAUUGACAAGGAGGAGCAGAAGCAGAUCGACCGCGCUCACAAGAAGGCGCUCGAGUCUCGCCACCGCGGCAAGAUGCAGUUCCGCCCGUACCGCACCGCUGUCUGGGCCAAGGACGGCCUCAAGGACCGCGCGAGGGGCCUCAAGGACAAGCUCACCGGCGGCGGCAAGAAGGAGGAGACGAUCGCGACUGAGGGAGCUUGA
Rhodotorula toruloides NP11 is the source of this 3471-nucleotide messenger RNA. RefSeq names its product C2 domain protein. The transcript has 23 exons. Gene Ontology annotation, molecular function: lipid binding. The record is from RefSeq and is a predicted model, not a curated record. Bases 1 to 3471 code for a protein of 1156 amino acids. NCBI's taxonomy places the organism in Eukaryota, Fungi, Basidiomycota, Microbotryomycetes, Sporidiobolales, Sporidiobolaceae.